AUGCAGACCCGGAAUCUCCUCCUCGCCGCCUCGAACCUGGCCCUCGGCCUCGCCGCCCCGGCUUCGCCUCCGGCCCCUCUCCCUGCCUACAAUCUUCUCUCGUCCCGCGAGACGCACUUCAACGCCAGCCUGCCCAACAUCACAAUCUUCGCCACGGGCGGCACCAUCGCCGGCUCCGCGGCUUCCAACGCCCAGACGACGGGCUACCAGGCCGGCGCCCUCGGCGUCGACAUCCUCAUCGACGCCGUCCCCGAGCUCCGCAACGUCUCCAACGUGAGCGGCGUCCAGGUCGCCAACGUCGACUCGGGGAGCAUCACCCCGGCCAUCCUCCUGAACCUCACCCGCCUCGUCCAGGAGGCCCUCGACGACCCCUAUUGCCAGGGCGCCGUCGUCACCCACGGCACCGACACCCUCGAGGAGAGCGCCUUUUUCCUCCAACUCGCCGUCCGGAGCGAGAAGCCCGUCGUCGUCGUCGGCGCCAUGCGGCCCGCCACCGCCAUCAGCGCCGACGGGCCCAUCAACCUGCUCGAGGCCGUCACCCUCGCCGCCAGCCCUGACGCCCGCGGCCGCGGCACCAUGGUCGUCCUCAACGACCGCAUCGGCAGCGCCUUCUACACCUCCAAGACGCACGCCAACUCCCUCGACACCUUCCGCGCCGUCGAGCAGGGCUACCUCGGCUUCUUCCUCGACAUCAAGCCCGUCUUCUACUACCCGCCCGUCCUGCCCCUCGGCCACGUCUACUUCAACGUCUCCGCGGCCACGGAGCUGCCCCAGGUCGACAUUCUCUUCGGCCACCAGGCCCUCAACCCGGCCAUCGCCAAGGCCGCCGUCGAGAGCGGCGCAAAGGGCCUCGUGCUGGCCGGCAUGGGCGCCGGCGGGUGGACCACGCCCGGCAGGGAGGCGCUGAAGACGCUCGCGCAGGAGAACAACACCCACAUCGUCGUCUCCAGCCGCACCAUGGGCGGCUUCGUCGAGGACAGCGACGCGCCCAACACGUACGGCGGCUGGAACCUCAACCCGCAAAAGGCUCGCAUCAUGUUGCAGCUUGCUCUGUACUCGGGGUACGUCUCUGAGCAGCUCGAGACGCUGUUCAAGUAUGCGCCGUAG
Colletotrichum destructivum is the source of this 1107-nucleotide messenger RNA. Its product is annotated as Putative asparaginase/glutaminase, L-asparaginase, asparaginase/glutaminase, active site 2. Lineage: Eukaryota; Fungi; Ascomycota; Sordariomycetes; Glomerellales; Glomerellaceae. Gene Ontology annotation, molecular function: asparaginase activity. The coding region runs from base 1 to 1107 and encodes 368 amino acids. The transcript has a single exon. The record is from RefSeq and is a predicted model, not a curated record.